CCAUGAGCUUGCAAGCAUGUGUGUAGCAGUAAAUCUGCACAAGAAAAAGAUUCAAGAACAGUUUAGAUUUCAGAAAAAGAAGUGAUCGAUCGAUUGAUUGAUUCUUGCACAUGAGCAUGGCGAGCAGUGGCGGCUACUACUCCUACUACAACGGCCACCAGCCGGCGCCGUACUACUACGGCUACGCGCAGCCGGCGAGGGUCGCCGGCGGCGGCGGCGUCGGCGGGUCGCAGCGGCCGUCGGCGCACGCGCUCCUCCUCGUCGCGACGCUGCUGCUCGUCGCCGUGACCACGCUGUACGCGCGGUGCGAGGAGGCGGUGGAGAGCCUGCUCGACCAGCUCCGCGUCCUCCUCAUCCUCUCCCCGCUGCUGCUCAUCGUCGCCGUGCAGGUAUGGGCCGCGAGCGCCGCCGCCGCCGCCGCCGACCGCCGUGGCGCCGGCGGAGGCCUCAUGUACCUCCUCGCGCAGCUGAUGGGCAUGGGCGACGGCGGCGGCUCGCCGUACGGCCGUUGGCACGGCGGCGGCGGCGGCGCGUCGUCGUCGCCGUGGGGCGUGGCGCUGGUGCUGGUGCUGGUGCUGUUCUUGGUGUCGUACCAGUCGUCGUUCCAGAGCUGGUGGUUCCCGCUGCUCAGCCGCCGAUGAGAAUUGCAAAAGCUCGUGCAUGUAAAACCAUGGUGAAAAUAUAGCAGAGGCUUCUUGGUUAAUCAGAGCUAAGCUCGGUGACGAUCGAGCUAUAUAUAAUUGAGCACAAGGGCGGAGCUAGAGCGAGAUGGAGGGAUGCCACUUGUUUAAUUUACUCUGUUUUAUAUUAAGUUUAAGCUAAUACGGGUAUUUAAAUUUGUAUUGAGAGAUGUGCACACAUGAUGAAAAUAGGUUAGGUAUAACUAUAUUUUUUCUUGACCGGGUUCCUGGGUACCCCCCUCAAUACUCUAGCUCGAGCAGAUGGCAUUUGGGUGCCGUGUAAUUAUGCUUGUCCGAUCUCCAAUCAUAGUAACUAAAUCCAAUUUACCUGUGACUUUCGAGCGAAUUUCCGGUAUUGAUAUAUAUACUCUUACAUAUUUACCUGAAGGGGUUUCUCCUAUUUUUGGAGAGGUAUCAAAA
Oryza sativa Japonica Group (Japanese rice) is the source of this 1100-nucleotide messenger RNA. RefSeq lists its product as uncharacterized. The record is from RefSeq and is a predicted model, not a curated record. Lineage: Eukaryota; Viridiplantae; Streptophyta; Magnoliopsida; Poales; Poaceae.